ACAUUUUAGAUUGCAUUCGCUCGCCUUGGCGGUAGAAGUUUUUCUGACGAUGUGGCCAUUAUGACGCAGUGAACGAUUAAUAAUGGAUAACAUCCAGGGCCUGGCAGAAUCCAAGGGACGAAACAAGUCAUCGCCGUACAAGUGUCUCACAACCCUCGCAGCAUUCCUAAGCAUACUCGAGUUUCUGGAAGUAUGGGGCUGCGGGUGGACUCUCCUUACGCUAUUGAGUCCCGACGACUUGAAUCCCAGUCUAUGGAAUGGGACAACAGUGGCACAGCAGUUCCACGAUAUUCCUCUGCGGGAACAAUACGUCAUUUGCGUCGUGGCUUAUUUAGCAUUUUUCCUUCUCUUCGUCAUCACCUCCUUUUUACUACUAUGGGGAAAUUGGUACAACAAGAUAACGCCCUUCCUGAUGUACCAGGCAACCGUGGUACUUUCCGUCUUGCUGAGCAUCAUCAUUACCAUCUAUUUUGUGGCCAAUGACCAUGAAAGAGCAUUUCUGUUCAUAACGAACCCCGAAGACGGACGUUCCAUUCCCUAUCUCCUCCUGCUCCUCUACUUUUCGCGUUACUUCGCUGUAGGAUGGAUUCUCAAAGCUGCCUUCAUAUCAUGUUCGAGCCAGAGGCGGAACCGUAUCGAAGAAGACAAAGACAUCCAGGGGGAAGUCGAUAAAGCAUUCAAGAAUGUCUUCGAUAGCGUCCAUGACAAGAACACUGCGAGGGGAAGACACUACGAGGAGGAUCGACCGCCUUCGGUGCCAGAGUAUGUCCAAAAGAUUCCAAGGAUUCGUCUCAGCCAUGCAGGCGGCUACAUCAAUAAAGGCUUCGAGUACGAUGGAAGGGCACCGGCUGAGAGUCGUUAUGCUGACCACACGAGACACUCCGAGGAUGACUACAUGGAACGUUACGGGAUGCGAGACCUCCAAGACUACGCCGCUGUGGAUCUACGUCCCAAGCACAGAAGGUCGCGAAGUGAAGACCUGUAUGGCCAGCAUCUCAAUGGUACUACUUAUCAAGACAACAGUGGCAGGCUUCCCGCUGAUCCACCAAUAGAACUUGGAGAUCUUUCACCGAGUGACGUUCGCAAGAGUCGUCCCUUGUCUGGCUACUCGUUCCGUGAAGGCUUCGGGUAUGGUCCUGGCCCUCGAGGCUACGACGUUCCCUCGCCGCAUUCAGAACCCAAGAGCAGUGUGGGACACGGUGAGCACCAAGGGCUAAGACGUGAAGAGAGCUUGGUACGAAGACUGUCUGCUCGCUACGAGGAUAACGCGGGCCUACGGAGUGGACCUGCUCCCACAGGUGGUGUGCCAGCGAUAGGACCCGCGUCCAUACGUAGAGUGCCAGCAAGGACAAUUCCGAACUACUAUUGAAUGGGAUACCUGCUGAAGAAUGGGAAGGAAGAGUCAACUAGUCGCUGUACUCUAGCUCGCCAUCAGUGUAUUAGGUAGUGACCUUGAAAUACGAAUGCAGAUGAGCCCCAAGAAACUUUCCAAGAGUGAAACGGGUGCAUAAUUUUUACCUCGUGGAUAAAAGGUACAAAUUGAAAUUGGGUCGUGAAACA
Messenger RNA from Ornithodoros turicata, 1560 nucleotides. RefSeq lists its product as uncharacterized. The record is from RefSeq and is a predicted model, not a curated record. Lineage: Eukaryota; Metazoa; Arthropoda; Arachnida; Ixodida; Argasidae. Bases 83 to 1369 code for a protein of 428 amino acids. The transcript has 10 exons.